Molecule: messenger RNA, 3756 nt
Organism: Cebus imitator (Panamanian white-faced capuchin)
Lineage: Eukaryota; Metazoa; Chordata; Mammalia; Primates; Cebidae
Gene: CEP43
Product: centrosomal protein 43
Exons: 13
Coding region: 117-1349 (410 amino acids)
Biological process (GO): microtubule anchoring
Cellular component (GO): centrosome
Molecular function (GO): protein binding
Source: RefSeq, a predicted model, not a curated record
GCUGGGCGUCGGGGCGGGACCUUGGUCGCGUCGGCCCCGUAGCCCGCGCGCGGAGCGGACCCUGCGGUAGCCUUUGGCCGUUAGCGCGUCUUGGGCUGUUGUCUUGGAGAAGCAAGAUGGCGGCGACGGCGACCGCAGUGGUGGCCGAGGAGGACACGGAGCUCCGGGACCUGCUGGUGCAGACGCUGGAGAACAGCGGGGUACUGAACCGCAUCAAGGCGGAACUCCGAGCAGCCGUGUUUUUAGCACUAGAAGAGCAAGAAAAAGUAGAGAACAAAACUCCUUUAGUCAAUGAGAGCCUGAAAAAGUUUUUAAAUACCAAAGACGGUCGUUUAGUGGCUAGUCUUGUUGCAGAAUUUCUUCAGUUUUUUAACCUUGACUUUACCUUGGCUGUUUUUCAACCUGAAACUAGCACACUGCAAGGUCUUGAAGGUCGAGAAAAUUUAGCCCGAGAUUUAGGUAUAAUUGAAGCAGAAGGUACUGUGGGUGGACCUUUAUUAUUAGAAGUGAUCAGACGCUGUCAACAGAAAGAAAAAGGGCCAACCACUGGGGAAGGUACACUAGAUCUAUCUGAUGUGCAUUCUCCACCAAAGUCACCAGAAGGAAAAACAAGUGCACAGACAACACCAAGUAAGAUACCAAGGUAUAAAGGACAAGGUAAGAAGAAGACAAGCGGGCAGAAGGCUGGUGACAAGAAGGCCAACAGUGAGGCCAGUCAGAGUGAUACAAGUGUCUCCUUGUCAGAACCAAAGAGCAAAAGCAGCCUUCACUUACUGUCCCAUGAAACAAAAAUUGGAUCUUUUCUAAGCAACAAAACUUUAGAUGGCAAAGACAAAGCCGGCCUUUGUCCAGAUGAAGAUGAUAUGGAAGGAGAUUCUUUCUUUGAUGAUCCCAUUCCUAAGCCAGAGAAAACUUAUGGUUUGAGGAAUGAACCAAGGAAGCAGGCAGGAAGCCUGGCCUCGCUGUCGGAUGCACCCCCCUUAAAAAGUGGACUCAGCUCCCUGGCGGGGGCCCCUUCCUUAAAAGACUCUGAGAGUAAAAGGGGGAAUAUAGUUUUGAAAGAUCUGAAAUUGAUCAGUGAUAAAAUUGGAUCCCUUGGAUUAGGGACUGGAGAAGACGAUGACUAUGUUGAUGAUUUUAACAGAGUUCUUACUUUUUCCCCGCCUCCUAAAAUUAGUACCAGCCACCGCUCAGAGAAAAGUGAGAUAAGUAUUGGUGAAGAGAUUGAAGAAGACCUUUCUGUGGGAAUAGAUGACAUCAAUACCAGUGAAAAGCUUGAUGACCUCACACAAGACCUGACUGUAUCCCAGCUCAGUGAUGUUGCAGAUUAUCUGGAAGAUGUUGCAUAGACAUGAAGAAGGAAGUAUUCUAAUUAACGAAGGACAAAGGACUGAUCAGUUCCAUUUUUUUCUCCAGACAAUCACUCUGCUGGAAUGUCUGCUCUCUGUUGGUGCCUUGUGUUUCAAAAAGACUGCAGAUAUUUUUUAAAAUUAAUUUUUCAUUUUACUAAACAAAAUACUUCCUAUUUGAGCCCAUGUGUGGAAGAUUUAAUAUUUUUAACUGUACAUUUCUUUAUGAAAAUUAUCUACACUCAGUUUCAUUACCGGGGGGAACCCAUGAAAACACCAGUGUUAAGAGCCUGAUGAAAGGUGUCAUUGAAGCCGUAGGAUCACACAACUUUGUGUGUGUGGCUGCUGGUACCUGUGAUCUUUGAAAACCUUGGCUUUAGCCCUCUGGAAUCAGAGCUUACCCACCAUAGUAUAUAUUUUAAUAUUAGGUGGUUCUACACAUAGUUGGCAAUAUGACUUGGUAAAGUUAUAAUACUGAAGUAUAUUAGUAUAAUUUAAAUUUGAUGUGUCAACUUUAUUUUGUAUUUCCUUCCAUUUGGAAGGUUUGUUAGACCAUUAAGGUUAUAUUAAAGUACUCUUGUGUGUGCUAUUUAGUUUUGCUUGUUUUAAAAAAUCUAGAAGUGGCUAUGAGUUUUAAUUCAUAGAAUUGUCAAUAACAGAUAACAUUUGCAAUCGCCAUUCCUCCUGUUGUCCACGUAAGCAGCUUUAGUUGCAAGUUCUCUUCAUUAUAAUUUAUUAUUUGUAAAGAUUCCUUUAAACAUAUUCAAUACCAAAAUGCAUCUGAAACCAUUAAGCAGUGCUUUUAUUUCAGAUCUGUAAGUUAAUUGUAUUAAAAUCCAAAUUGGAAUGAAAUAGUAGUAAUGGCCUAAGACCAUGUUCAGUUUGACAAGCUUUAUAUACUGUACAUAAUUUCAUUGUAGCCCUUAAAAAUAGAGCCAAUAAUAGAAUUUCCGCAGUCUCAUGUAUACAGUUAAAGCAUUACUGCUAUGAUGUAGGUCACAGAUGUGUAUAAUACGAAAGUAUUUUAAAAUGUGCAAGUAGAAAAAAACAAUAGAAAGUGAUGCAUGCAUAUUUAUGUAUAAAUAAAGCUAGGAUUGCGCUGUUUUUGUACUUUGUAAUUAUGGCUUUAUACUAAAAGUUACCUUUAUUAGUAAAAGGAGCAAAUUAGACAUAAUUCGUCGAUCUCGGUAAGUAAGCAGACUGCAUGACCUGUGUAAUGCCACUUUCUCAUUUCAUAUUAGCCUAAAUAUUGCAGAAAUACUUCUUGGGCUCUAAAAUGUAGAGGAGAUGAAAAUAUAAGGAUUAAGGCUGUGUUACAGAAUCUGGCUUUUUAAAAUUUAAGUGAAACUGAGCUGUAAACAUCAAGAGGAAGUAGGACAUAAAGGGCUGGGCAGCCUGGAAGCCUGUGCAUUUCUGCCCUCCGCCUGUGAGCUGCCAUCUCAGUCGCCUUCAGGUUCUUCAUUUCUUAGUGAGUAAACAGCACCAUGUACAGAUGUCAUCUUGUUGCAGUGACUCAGUGUGCCUGUUACAAAAUGCAUUUCUUUGUAAGUCAUCUCUGAAAACAGUCACUUUCUAAAAGCACUGUAGUUGUGUUCUGGCCUCUGGAAUCUGGAUCACAUGUGUGAUUUAUCUUAAUAUUCUUUGAUAGGAGUUAGGUUUCAGUGAAAUGAUUUGAAAGCAUAACAGGAUGUGGCUUUUUAAAUUUAUGAAACUGUUGAACAGUAGCAACUGAAAUAUGUCACUUUUGUUACCCAGAGAGUCAGACCUUUCGAUAAUAUUUGGGAGGGUAAGAGAAAAAAUAUGAAACUUUUUUAUUAGCACUACAUACAUCUUUUUUUUUUUUUUUGAAACAGUCUCACUCUGUCGCCCAGGCUGGAGUGCAGUGAUGCGAUCUCUGCUCAACGCAGCCUCCACCUCCCAGGUUCAAGUGAUUAUCCUGCCUCAGCCUCCCAAGUAGCUGGGAUUACAGGCACGUGCCACCACACCCGGCUAACUUUUGUAUUUUUAGUAGAGAUGGGGUUUCACCAUGUUGGUCAGGCUGAUCUUGAAGUCCUGAUCUCAUGAUCCACUUGCCUCAACCUCUCAAGGUGCUGGGAUUACAGGUGUGAACCACCACACCCAGCCAGCACUACAUACAUCUUAUUGAAUAAUUUUUAAUGACUUAAAGUUCAACUAUGAAAAAGCUUUGUUUUCACAUGUACUUUUUGAUUAGGUAUUAUCAACUUAUUAAAAUCGAAGAUGUGAAGUGACAGGUUUUGCAUGUGACAUGUUUUCUAUUAAAUAUUGAAAUAUUAACCUGUGAAAUACAUUUUUAUGGUAACCUAUGUUUUACAAUGGAGUUUUUAAAAUGCUAGGUCUUUUAUUGAUACCUACAAAUGAAUAAAAAUCAUUUUUCUCUCUGUUGAUA